Mycena indigotica is the source of this 738-nucleotide messenger RNA. RefSeq lists its product as uncharacterized. The record is from RefSeq and is a predicted model, not a curated record. NCBI's taxonomy places the organism in Eukaryota, Fungi, Basidiomycota, Agaricomycetes, Agaricales, Mycenaceae. The coding region runs from base 1 to 738 and encodes 245 amino acids. The transcript has 4 exons.
AUGCAAAGACCAUGCGACAGAGCGGGUGAAGCGAAGGCUAAGCGGAGCUGGUAUCGAGAUAUUCAUCUCCCUUACUACACCCCUGCGCCCGUGGCUCGAUACGGCUACUUGGGUUUUGGCGCGUUCAUCUUGCCGAUGAGACUGGCCACCGUCCGUUUUGUCUUUGGGAUUAGUGCAAGGAGUGAGAGGGCAUUCUCCAUGGGACUGGGAGGAAGAAGACAAUGUUUACGACGCGUUCUUGUCUAUCUCCUAUUUUGUUUCUCCCCACCUCUCUUGUAUUGCCGCAAGCCGCUUGCCACACUAGACAAUGAAUUCGUUAAAUCAUCAUCAUACCGUCGCCUCCUUGCAUGCCGUCUGUCUGACUUCAGCAUACUCUUGCUUCUUACCCUCACCGCCGUAACGCGCACUCCUCGUGCCAUGACUGCUUCCCCAAACUGCAACUGCGACACUCGUACCCUGUUCUCCAUCGUCUGGGGCUGCCUUUCAACCAUCUUCGCAUGCAUCUGGGUAUCUGUUCACCCCAAUGUCCCGCCGCCACGGCCACCACCACCGCCAAAGGAUGCUGGCUUUUGGGCGUCUCUGAAGUGGAGGGUAGUAGACGUCAAUGUGCCCCUGCGCCGCCGUUUCAAGGUCAUGCUGGUUGCGCUAUUCGCGCCGGAGCUGAUAUUUGGCUUUGCGCUGAGGCAGUUUAUUAUCGCGCGAACUUUUACACGACGUACGGCUCUCUGUUUCUUGUAG